CACAAGCGCACGCGCACACUCUCUCUCUCUCUCUCUCACCUAAGAGAGCGAGUAAGCCAUGGGUUGUUUCCUCUGUUCUGGAAAAUCAAACAAAAAAUCCAAGAAGAAGCAGAACAAGAAGCCCAACGAUCCGAUCUCAUCAACCUCAGAAAAAUCGAAGUUAAAUUCCUCAGUGGAUGUAAAGAAGGAGGCCUCUAAAGAUGGAGGAUCUGAUCGCAUUGCUGCACAAACAUUUGCUUUUCGCGACUUGGCAGCUGCAACGAAGAAUUUCAGGGCUGAUUGUCUUUUGGGUGAAGGAGGUUUUGGCCGAGUAUAUAAAGGGCGAUUGGAGAGUAACAAUCAGGUUGUAGCUAUCAAGCAACUUGAUCGUAAUGGGCUGCAAGGGAACAGAGAAUUCCUUGUUGAAGUAUUGAUGCUAAGCCUACUUCACCAUCCAAAUCUUGUUAACUUAAUUGGAUAUUGUGCGGAUGGGGACCAGAGACUUCUGGUAUACGAAUACAUGCCAUUAGGAUCUUUGGAAGACCAUCUACAUGACCUGCCGCCUGAUAAAAAAAGACUUGAUUGGAAUACAAGGAUGAAAAUAGCUGCAGGUGCUGCAAAGGGCUUGGAGUAUUUACACGACAAAGCUAACCCCCCUGUGAUUUAUCGUGAUUUGAAGUGCUCAAAUAUUUUGCUUGGUGAAGACUAUCAUCCCAAACUAUCGGAUUUUGGCUUGGCCAAAUUAGGUCCUGUUGGGGAUAAGACCCAUGUAUCCACCAGAGUGAUGGGAACAUACGGAUAUUGUGCACCUGAAUAUGCAAUGACUGGUCAGCUUACAUUGAAAUCAGAUGUUUAUAGCUUUGGGGUUGUUCUUCUGGAAAUCAUCACUGGCAGAAAAGCAAUUGAUGACUCAAAGACUGCUGGGGAACACAAUCUGGUUGCAUGGGCCCGGCCCUUGUUUAAGGAAAGAAAGAAGUUUCCACAGAUGGCUGAUCCUAUGCUCCAAGGCCAAUAUCCAGUGAGGGGCUUGUAUCAAGCCCUUGCUGUUGCUGCAAUGUGUGUCCAGGAACACCCUAAUAUGCGACCCCUCAUAGCUGAUGUAGUCACAGCACUUUCUUAUCUCGCUUCUCAGAAAUAUGAUCCCGAAUCCCAACCUGUCCAGGCGUUUCGCAUGGGCUCUUCGACUCCCAGAACGAGAAGGGAGCAGUAGAUCAGAGACUGAUGUAGUCACAGCACUUUCUUAUGUAAGUGGUUCCAUCUUCAGAAGCCCAAGACGAGGCGCCUGCGUCCUGCUAGCUGUGGUGCUGCAUUGGGAUGUUCUUGAAAUGGGUUUGUAGUCGUGAUUCAGAGGGCGGUGGAUUCCAGUUUAGUGGUUUGCUAUUCGUGUGCCUCUUUCCCAAAUUUUGCAUCAACCCAGAUACAAGUGAGAUGGCCAGUCCCACUGUCUUGCAACAGGAAAUAUAUAUAUUCUUUUUUCCCUUUAACCUUCCUCUCACUCUUACGAGAUUCUUUCAUGUACGAUUGAGCUUGGGGCUUUUGUAUCUAUAUAGAAACUAUUCCCCUUGAAGAGUA
Messenger RNA from Corylus avellana, 1551 nucleotides. Its product is annotated as putative serine/threonine-protein kinase PBL7. The record is from RefSeq and is a predicted model, not a curated record. Gene Ontology annotation, molecular function: protein kinase activity; ATP binding. Lineage: Eukaryota; Viridiplantae; Streptophyta; Magnoliopsida; Fagales; Betulaceae. Gene Ontology annotation, biological process: protein phosphorylation.